Scatophagus argus is the source of this 1387-nucleotide messenger RNA. RefSeq names its product gastrotropin-like. The record is from RefSeq and is a predicted model, not a curated record. The coding region runs from base 953 to 1327 and encodes 124 amino acids. NCBI's taxonomy places the organism in Eukaryota, Metazoa, Chordata, Actinopteri, Scatophagidae. Gene Ontology annotation, cellular component: cytosol; nucleus. Gene Ontology annotation, biological process: fatty acid transport. Gene Ontology annotation, molecular function: fatty acid binding. The transcript is spliced from 4 exons.
CUGAUGUGGUUCCUCCCUUUGGAUUAACAGAGCUGAAGUUCAGGGAAUACCGAUGUGUUGGCUAUUUGUAUUUUUUUAUGAUUUUGCUCAGUUUUGUUGAAAACCUCCGAGUGGACAUCAUCAGUGGAAAAGUUGGAGAUAACAGUUGAACAAUUUUAUUUUGAAUAAAAACAGGCUGAUCUAAGGGUAAAAGACAAAAGCAUAGUGACAUCAGCCAACACGUUUCUGCUUCCCUGAUCAUCGCAUGCUAGGAAAGACAGAAAUGAAGCAAAAAUCGUUUUAGAAUCUCAAAACAUCGUAGGCUAUUGCUGGUCCCUCUUGUGUGGUUUACAAAUGGGGAACUUAUAUAAACUCUGUGUCCAUAUUUGGCCCCUGAUCCUCAGCUUGUGAAAGCACUUCUCGAAUGAAUGCUCUAUCGCUUUCUUGCUGGUUAAAUACUGUUAUAUGAGAAGAUACCACUCUCAUGUCCGCACAAGUAACAGACAGACAGCUUAGCACAGACCUAAAGACUGGUAACAGGAAGAAACGGUGCAGCUCUGAAAUGCAAAAAUGACAGUUUCAAAGGGGUUAUAUGCAGGAUCAUUUCUUGGCUGGGUGCAGUUACUUCCUUCUUUUUGUUCAGCCUUUUUCCUAUGUGGUUCAAGAAUGUUAAAUAGCUCCUCAUAUACUGGUAGCACAGAACUGUGUUCAGUGACUUAUGUGCUCAAAGUUUAGUCAUGGGAAAAUCUAAACGUAAUGGAAAAUGCCCUGCUAUAAAUUUGCUUUUUGCAUGUCUGGAAAAAUACUUCCUGUAGGCCAAUAAUUAGAGACGGAUUUCUUUAAAGAUUUCACUUCAUUUGGUUAGACAAAAGCAGAUAUAAGUCCUCAACAGAAAGAGCAUAUAAAGUGGUCCCAGUCACUUAUUUAGUUUAGUUCAACUGUCAGCAGCAGUCAGCAGAGUGUUUGUUUCAUCAUGGCUUUUACAGGGAAAUAUGUUCUGGAGAGCCAGGAGAACUAUGAGGACUUCUUAAAGGCUCUUGAAAUUAAAGACGACAAAGACCACAGCAAUGAAGAAAUAGUAACAGAUAUCUAUCAGAAUGAUAGCUUCAGGUUGACCAAAUUUUUGAUGAACAAGACCUGGAACAACACAUUUCUCAUCGGGAAGGAGAGUGAACUGGAAACUCUUGAUGGCGAGAAGUUCAAGACCACUGUCACUUUGGAAGGUGGUAAACUCAAGAUCCAGUUCCCCAAAUACCUUUACACUGCUGAGAUAGUUGAUGACAAGCUUCUUGAGGUCAAUACCAUCGGUGCUGUUACAAACAAGAUGGUUAGCAAGAAGACAGAAUGAACUGCUUCAUUUAAUGAGACCUGAAAAAGUUGCAUUUGAUCCAACAAUAAAUCGUUGUAU